Sesamum indicum (sesame) is the source of this 1421-nucleotide messenger RNA. Its product is annotated as NAC domain-containing protein JA2L. The record is from RefSeq and is a predicted model, not a curated record. Lineage: Eukaryota; Viridiplantae; Streptophyta; Magnoliopsida; Lamiales; Pedaliaceae. Gene Ontology annotation, molecular function: DNA binding. Gene Ontology annotation, biological process: regulation of DNA-templated transcription.
GUUUUCGGAGAAAAAAGAAAAUCAUUUUCCUGAAUUUUCAGACAAGGAAAAUAAAAAAGCUUUUUAUUACUCUUCUCUGCCUCGUAUCCAGACCUGAACGCUCAAUCAUCGGAAUUUUCGAAAAAAGGAAAAAUGGGCGUCCGAGAAACCGACCCGCUUUCACAACUGAGUUUGCCUCCCGGGUUUCGGUUCUAUCCAACGGAUGAGGAGCUUUUGGUGCAGUACCUCUGUAGAAAAGUUGCAGGCCACCAUUUUUCUUUACAGAUUAUUGGAGAUAUUGAUUUGUACAAAUUCGAUCCUUGGGAUCUUCCAAGCAAAGCUGUGUUCGGGGAAAAAGAGUGGUAUUUUUUCAGCCCGAGAGACAGGAAGUACCCGAAUGGAUCACGGCCCAACAGAGUAGCGGGUUCGGGGUACUGGAAAGCAACCGGGACUGAUAAGAUUAUUACAACAGAGGGAAGAAAAGUUGGUAUAAAGAAAGCCCUGGUUUUCUACGUUGGAAAAGCACCUAAAGGAACCAAGACAAACUGGAUUAUGCACGAAUACAGACUGUCUGAACCUCCAAGGAAAAAUGGCAGCUCUAGGUUGGAUGAUUGGGUGCUUUGCCGGAUUUACAAGAAAAAUUCAAGUGCACAGAAGCCAGCCAUUUCCAAUGUUCAGAGCAAGGAUUACAGUCUCGGCUCAUCGUCGUCGUCGUCAUCUCAGUACGACGACGUGCUGGAGUCCUUGCCGGAGAUUGAUGACCGUUUCUUCUCUUUGCCACGAAUGAAUUCUCUCAAGAAUUUUCAGCAAGAAGACCAGAAGCUGAAUCUUCAGCACUUGGGAUCCGGGAGCUUCGAUUGGGCUACGCUAGCUGGGCUUAACCCACUGCCCGAACUCGGACAGGGUCAGACCCAGCAGGCACAGAUGAACAAUAACAUGAAUGGCCAAAAUGACAUGUACACCCCUGCUUUGCAGCACCUUUGUCCUGGCAAUGUUGUGGAUGAAGAAGUCCAGAGUGGGUUGAGAAAUCAGCGGUUGGACCGACCCGGAUUCUACCAACAAAACGUGGGAGUGUUCCCUCAUGAUUUCUCCAACUCGCUUGACCCGUUUGGUGUUCGGUACCCUGUCCAGCCUGGUGGGUUGGGGUUUAGUCAGUGAAUAGUGAAAUACCUUAGGGGUUAUUGUGUAAAUACAUGGAAUUCUUUGGGCUAACAUGCUGGCCGUGUUUGUUAGAUUCCGAGAAAAGUAGGAGCUCCAAGGGACGAUGAUGAAUUUUGCGGGCUAAUGAAUCAAGAAUGCCAGCUUUGCCCCCAUUUUGUACUCAUCUCGAUUUGCACACUCGAGGGUGUAAUUUACGAUAAAAAGAACACUUAGGGGUUAGAAUGUAAUUUAUUGUAAGUAGUGAGUACACAAUAUAUUUACUUUUUUAGUUGAAUAUCCAA